This is a messenger RNA of Culex quinquefasciatus (southern house mosquito), 2430 nucleotides long. RefSeq lists its product as uncharacterized. The record is from RefSeq and is a predicted model, not a curated record. Lineage: Eukaryota; Metazoa; Arthropoda; Insecta; Diptera; Culicidae. The coding region runs from base 1 to 2430 and encodes 809 amino acids. The transcript has 2 exons.
AUGCCGAAGAAGGUGUCGUACAAGCUGAAGAUUCGCAACACCAUCCUUGCGUCUCUCAACCGCGCCGACAAGUUCCUGCAGAACUUUGUGCUGGAAAAGCACGCCGAUCAGGUGCAGUCGCGGCUCGAUGCGGUCAACCAGGCCUGGGCGGAGUUCGAGGCGCUCCAGCUUGAGAUCGAGACCAUCGAGGAGGAGGACCUCAAGGAAGAGGAUGAUGCCACAGCCAUGGAGGAGGAACAUGAGCGAGUCCGAGAGCAGUUCGAGGGGUUGUACCAUAAGUCCCUCAUCCACGAAAACGUUGAUUUGACCGCGAUUCAGAAGUUCCACUACUUGCGAGACUGUCUUAUCGGUGAGGCCAAGAAGAUGAUCAACUCGAGUGAGUUCAGCGCCAAGAGCUACCAGGUGGUCUGGAACUUGUUGGUCAAGCGACAUGCCAACAAGUAUCUCCAGAAGAAGCGCUAUGUCAACGGGUUGCUUCAGUUUCCGCGAGUGAAAGGGGUGUCGUCGAGUAGCAUCCACGACGUGGUGGAUUACUUCAGCCGUUGUACGCAGAUUCUGGACCAGUUGGGCGAAGUGACCGGUGGCUGGGGCGUGAUGCUGACGCAGUUGUUGGUGUCGAAGCUGGAUGACGUGACGCAGAAGGAAUGGGAGGCGUUGGCAGCCAAGAAGGAGGACCCGCAGUUCACCGACGUGAUAGCGUUCCUGGAGGAGCGGACGAAGGUCUUGGAUGCGGUCGCAGUUGAUCAGCUGUUGGGCAGUCAGCGUGGUUCUCCCUCCGUGUCUUCAGUUCCAGCAGCCCAGCCCAAGAAAUCUUUCCCGAAGCUGACAGUGAACGCCGCUUCCGACUCUUCCUCUCCGAAGUGCAGGAUGUGUAGCGGCCCACACUCGCUUUCGAGCUGUUCGGACUUCAAGAAGUUGUCACUGGAUGGUCGUAACAGGCUGGUGUUGUCGAAGAGGCUCUGCAGAAAUUGUCUGUGGGGUGGCCAUUUCGUGAGGGACUGCAUUGUCAGAAGUCGCUGCUCCAGUUGCAGCGAGAAGCACAACACAUUGUUGCAUCCUGUUGGUAGACCUGGUUCCGGUUCCACUCCGAACGCUGCGGUAACGGGAGAUUCACAGGAGGGUGGUUCGCGUUCCUCGACGGCGCCGGCAGCUCAAACGCAAGCGGUGACGAGUUUGGUGGCCACAAUUUACGCUGCAAAUGUGGCAGCGGAGUCGCGGAAGGUCCACGUGUUCCUGUCGACGGUGCUCGUGGCAGUGAAGGAUUGCCAUGGCCGGUUGCACACCGCAAGAGCGUUGCUCGAUAGAGGGUCGCAGGCGAAUCUGAUCAGUGAGCGACUGUGUCAGAUCUUGAGAUUGCCGCGGAAGAAGGUGAGCGUGCCGAUCUCCGGCGUCGGAAGUUCCCGUAUGCAGGUUUAUAGCUCGGCGAUUGUCUCCUCGCGUGUCACCAACUAUACGGUCCCGAUGGAGUGUCUGGUGCUGAAGAAGGUGACGGAGGACCAGCCGUCAGCCACAAUUCCGAUCGACCAGUGGAACUUGCCCUCUGACAUGGUGUUGGGGGAUCCCGGAUUCCACAAGCGAGCUCCAAUCGAUUUGCUGUUAGGGCUGGAGUUCUUCUACGAGUUCCUGUUGCUGAAUGGUGGCCGGGUGCAGAUCCAGCGGCCGGGAGAAGGUCUUCCGCUGUUCGUGAACACGGUUUUCGGUUGGAUAGCUGCGGGAAAGACCGAUCUGGGGAGUCUAAACCCCGUCCCGAGCUGUCACGUCUCCGUCAAUGCGACCCUGGAGGAGAAGAUCGAGCGUUUUUGGACGAUUGAGGAGCUGCAGGAGGCACCGAAGCGGUCACAAGAGGAACAGGACUGUGAGGAGCAUUUUCAGGCCACGUUUUCACGCGACGUCACGGGUCGAUACGUGGUGCGACUUCCGAAGCGCAUGGGUUUCGAGAAGAUGGUCGGCGAAUCGCGAAAUAUGGCGGUGCGGCCGCUGAUGCAGUUGGAGCGGAGGCUGGGCAAGGACGAAAGCUUGCGAAAGCGGUACAACGAGGCGAUUCAGGCGUACUUGGAUCAGGACCACAUGAAGGUUGUUUCGGAGGAGGAGUUGAAGGGCGACAAGCGGCUUGAAUGCUACCUGCCUCACCAUCCGGUCUUCAAGGAGUCCAGCACGACGACGAAGAUCCGGCCCGUGUUCGAUGGUUCUGCCAAGACGACGUCGAAUUUCUCGCUGAACGAGGCGCUGAUGAUUGGUCCGGUUCUCCAGGACCCGUUGUUCGAUUUGGUGUUGCGCUUUCGGAAGAAGCAGGUAGCCCUGGUUGCGGACAUCGAGAAGAUGUACCUGCAGGUUAAGGUCCAUCCGGACGAUACCCCUCUGCAGCGGAUUCUGUGGAGGCCUUCGCCGUCGGAGCCAAUAAGGACGUACGAGAUGCUACGCUACGGGUGA